Molecule: messenger RNA, 1661 nt
Organism: Amborella trichopoda
Lineage: Eukaryota; Viridiplantae; Streptophyta; Magnoliopsida; Amborellales; Amborellaceae
Cellular component (GO): membrane
Source: RefSeq, a predicted model, not a curated record
AGGAAGACGUUACCCGCCCCAACUCUUCAACCGUCGUACUUCCUUCACGCUUCAACUCUCCCUCUCUCUCUCUCUCUCUCUCUGCCGGCGCCUUCUCUCUAUACGGACGACUUUCUGGCUUUCCGGCGAGUCUUCUGACUUCUCCGGCGUUUUUUGCUUAUUGUCCCUGCGGUUUUGGUGUCUAAUUUGGCUGGAACCGCCUGCACCCUGUCUCUCUUGCUAUUUCUCUCAUGUUUUUUUUCCAACGAGAAGGCGGGGUUUUUCCGUGAUGCCGGUUUCUCCGUCUCUCCCCAUGGGUUUUCCCGGAAAAAUGUCAUUUUUCCGACCAUGAACCCAGUUACUAGGACGAUUCUCCUGGUUUCUCCGGCAAAAAUGGUGUUUUUUCCUGCAAAACUGGAGGUUUUCCGGCCAUGAAAGCAGAGGGUCUCUGCUACGCGGCUGGGGCUGCCCUAGCCCAUAGCUGCAUCGACCUUUCGAGAAAAUGGGCAGCCAAUAACUUCAACCCCAUCGAGCUCCUUGCCCUAGUCGCUCUUCUCGACUCUGUUCUCCUUUGUGCCCUAGCUUCCUCUUCAUGGCCUUCUCUUCCACCUCUUCUUUCAAACCCAGAUCGCCAUUUUCUGAGAAUCCUUGUUCUGAGUUCUGGUCUUAAAGUAAUGGCGGGUUACAUGUAUCAAAAAUCCCUACAAAUAUCACCCAUUUCAGUUACAGUGCCCUACCUUGCUUUCACCCCUGUAAUGCUUUUGCUCACUGGUUUUCUUCUUAUGGGUGAGGUUCCAAGCCAUGCUGGUAUGGUGGGUGUUGGUGUUGUUACAAUUGGUGGGUAUUUGUUGGCUUUGGAGAAGCAUGGGGAGCCUUCAGAUUCGAAGAGAGCUAGAGGAGAGGGUUUGCCUGAGCUCAUGUCUAAUGGAGAUGUUACUUCAUCGCUUAACAAGAAGGUAUUUUCGAGGUUUGCUUCAAGUCCAUUAUUUCAGCCAUUCCUUGCCCUUAGAAAGGAAGAAGGAAGCCUCUUGAUGCUCGGUGUGGCUGGAUUGCUUAGCAUUAGUAACAGUUUAGACAAAAUGGGAGCCCAUUUGUCAGAGUCAGCUGUUUUAUUUGCGGCAAUCCAAAGAGUAAUCAUGGCAUUACCUGUAAUGAUUCAUUUACUUCUGUACAGCCCUAAAUCAUUCAAACAUCUGGUGAAUGAUUUCCCAGCAUUUGCUUUGAUCUCUGUGUUUGAGGUAGCAGCAUUUAUUUGCUUCCUCAAGAGUUUAGAGUCUCUGCUGGUGUCAUAUGCAGUGGCUGCCAAGCGAAGCAAUGUGAUCCUGUCAGUUAUUGUUGGCAAGGUUGUAUUCAAGGAAAAGAUUUGGAGAAAACUUCCAUAUAUUGUUAUGAUGGUUUCCGGGAUGGCUCUGAUUAUACUGGCAUGACAUCAGUUGAUGUAAUUUUGUCACUCAGUUUUGCACAGAAAAGCUGAACUAAAAGAUUAUAUGACCUUCUUCACCUGCUGCCCGCGACCUACUGUUCAUCGGAGUAUUGUUACCUUUCACUGGAGAGAUAUCAGAGGAUCAUAGUUUAUGAAUUUCUUAUCCCACAAUUUUUUUAAAAAAACUUUGCGGGUAUGUAUGGCAUCUAUUAUAUCUUAACAAUAUCACUUCAAUAUGGUGGCAUUACCUUUUUUUUUU